GGAUGAUGCUCCUAAGCGGGGAGGACGGUUUCUCCGGACCCUGCGGCAGCGAGCGUUCUGGAAGCACUUCGCAGCCUACUUCCCUAUGAAGCUGACCCGGGAAGAAGAACUCGAUCCGGAGAAAAAUUAUGUUUUUGGCUAUCACCCGCAUGGUAUCAUCAGUUUGGGCGCCCUUUGCAACUUCGGAACAGAGGCGACUGGCUUUGCGCAGCUUUUCCCAGGUAUCGAUUUACGGUUGCUGACAUUGACCAUGAACUUUCGCAUACCUUUCUUUCGAGAGUAUUUGCUUGGAAUGGGCAUCAAUGAUGUCAGUCGAGAAUCCUGUGAACGGAACCUUUCUCGUGGACCUGGAUCGUCAAUCAUGAUUGUAGUGGGCGGUGCGCGCGAAUCCAUAGAGACCGCACAGGGUGGUCGCGACAGCUUGAUACUCUCGAACAGGAAGGGAUUUGUGAAGCUUGCUUUGCGCAAGGGUGCGUCCUUGGUCCCUGUUUACUCCUUUGGGGAGAACGACGUGUUCGGUGUUUUCCGCAGCAGUUGGCUGACAGAGCUGCAGAUCCGGAUGCAGAAGAAGUUGGGCUUUGCAGUGCCUCUCUUCUUCGGUCGCGCGCUUACCGCUGGACUGCUGCAUCGGCUGUUCGGGCUGAACGUGGGCGUUCUUCCUCUCCGGGUGCCCAUUCACUCCGUUGUGGGAAAGCCGAUCCAUCUGAAGAAGACACCCAACCCCUCCCAGGAGGAAGUGGACGAGGCUCACGCUCGGUAUAUGGAAGAAUUGAAGCGAAUACACUCCGAAUGGAAAGAUAAGUUCGAGAAGGAGCGAGAAGACGUGUUGAAACAGUGCGAUGCGGAGCGCGCCAAGAUUUAUCGCAGUGGUCGGUUCCGCUUGGAUGACCACUGCGAGCUAUCUUUUGUGGAGUGAGCCGCGUCGUGUGCACUCUCAGGUCCUCAGUGGAUUCUUUGGUGCGCAAUGUCCAAAAACCUUCUUGAGUCUCCAGGAGGGGCUCUCGUCGCUUCGCCCGGCCGACUUCCCGUUGGAGCUCUUGCGUGGAAUUGUUCCCGGGAGAGCUCCAGGGGGGGGUCUACGACGAUGGAGUGUGGAGAGCGGGAGCAUGCCGAGGGACGAAGUUGUCCCGCUGUCGCACGAGCAAUCUGACGGGCUCCCAAUACAUGGCAUUCAUAUAGAUGUUCGGAGGUAGGUGCGCACAGAUCUCUUGGAUCCGCGCUUAGGCCUCCAUCCCUGGCGCGCAGAGCGCGCAAGGGGCGGUGCCAGAGGCACCACCAGGGGGGGGCCCAGCGCCGAUCAGCGAAAUCCGCGCGGAGCUCUGGAAUGAGAUAUUCAUGCCGUUCAUUGUUCCAGUAGAUGCUAUCGGG
Messenger RNA from Prorocentrum cordatum, 1368 nucleotides. The record is from the annotation of a GenBank genome assembly. Lineage: Eukaryota; Dinophyceae; Prorocentrales; Prorocentraceae.